Messenger RNA from Schistosoma haematobium, 2209 nucleotides. RefSeq lists its product as uncharacterized. Bases 794 to 1222 code for a protein of 142 amino acids. The record is from RefSeq and is a predicted model, not a curated record. NCBI's taxonomy places the organism in Eukaryota, Metazoa, Platyhelminthes, Trematoda, Strigeidida, Schistosomatidae. The transcript has a single exon.
GAUACUAUUAUAUUUUGUGCUAAAUCCUUGGUUACAUUAUGGUGUUAGUAACAAUGCAAUGAAUACGCUUUGAUGUACAUUAAUUCCUUAAACAUAAAAUUAUUAUUACUUUUUUGUAAUGACUGAAAUCCGUUCCAUCGAAAAUGAUAACUAUCAACAUUUAUUAUCACGUUUUAUACCGUUAUAUGUCUUUGAUUUUAAGUAAUAAAUCCAGAUAGAUUCAGAAAAAUUGUCUGUAUUCGACAUUAUAUUUAGGUGUAUAGUUUUCUUUAACCUAACUUAUUUACUGUAGAAAUGUAAUGCAAACAAUGCCAAUUGACCGGAUCCUUGCUGAAAGUUUGAUUAAUUUACUUCGACAUGUCAAAGUUCACUAGGCUUUAAUAUUUCCAACUGUUACUUUUGGCUACUUAUUAGCCAUUUACCUAUUUGCGUGUUUGUAAAACAUGGGGUUGAAUUAAAAAAUGUUUUACAAACACAUUAGAAAUCAGAGUAAUUUAUUGUGAUUUAUUACUGUUAGAUUAUCCAACAACUGACAAGAUUAACUUCAAAAUAGAUAAUUUAAUAUCUACAGUAAUAAUCUUGAGUACAACCGAUCACCUGUAUUAUACCGAACAUCACCUGAAUACAUAACUUCUCGAUAGCUGCAACCAGUAUACUAGCACAAAAGUAACGGGUAAAAUUAUUUUGAUGAAAGAACACGAAAAUCAACUAAAACUACUUAAAAACAACAAAUACCUGAUUAUAACAUGUUUAGAUAACGGCACAGGUUUAGUGCUGUUAGACCACAACAUCUAUGUCAAAAGAAAUGACAAAGUCAUUUUCAGAUAACACCAAAUUCUCUAAACCAAUUAAUGAGAAGAACAAGGCUGAAAUGAUAGAAAAGCAAUUGAUUGAAGUUCUUAAGAGAAUAAUAAACGAUCUGUUAAUCAAUAAAGAUAUUUAUGAGCGCAUAGAACCAGCAGGAUCAAUAAUACCACAACUAUAUAUUUUGCCUGAAACACACAAACCUGGUUUACCUCUCAACCAGUUCUUGAUAUUUUCGGAUUCCCUAAUCAACCUCUUAGAACCUAUAAGAAAAUGCAUUUGUAGACACUCCGUACAUGAUAAUUUUGAAUUCAUUGAAUACAUAAAAGAAGUGAAUGUAAAUGACAAAACUAUCCUCUUUCCUGACGUUGAAUCAUUAUUCAUAAAUUUUCCGCUCAAAGAAACCAGUUUUAUCUGAAAUUAUAUAAAUAAUAACGAGAUUAAUAUCGGAAUACGGAAGCUUAUUAGGAGGAACUCCUACAACGUUGCACUUGCAGUGUAAAGUUUACAUACAACGACGUAAGGCAUAGGCAAAAGGAUGGCAUUACAAUGGGAUCCCCUCUUGUUCCAUCGCGAAAAGAUUUCUUCAUGGUCAGUUUAGAAAACAACAAACUUAAAAUGACUAUUGACAACUUCAACUUGUAUAAGUGGUACGUAGAUGAUAUUUUUAUCAUUCGUGACAACAAAUAUAAUUUGAGUCAUCUUCUAAAGACAUUUAGUAACUAUCACCCAGCAAUAAGUUUCACACUUGAAGUUGGAAACAAACAAAAUGUUCAGUUUCUUGAUUUGGAAAUGACGGAACUUUAAGAGUAUCUAUCUGCAGGAAAUCCAUGAGGAAUGACCAACUAUGAGGUUUCCAAAACUUGGUACCCAUUAGUCGAAAGUGAAACCCAAUAAUACCAUUCACUACUCGAAUAUGAAGAAUUUGUAGUUCCGAGGUCAUAGAUGAAGAACUGGGCCUCUUGAAGGAAAUGCUUAUUAAAAACGAGUAUCCUUCGAUAUUCAUUAACAAGCACAUAAAACCUCAAUCACUAAAAGCACAAAUUACCUUGGUCGAAAAAACACUUCACAUGAGCAUCGAUUUUAAGGGUAAUAGCGCUACAAACGUCCUAAAGAGGAGAAAUUCCGAGUCUUUAAAAAGAACAUUCUUCCCAGCAGCGUUACGAAUAAUGUUCUCCAGCCGAUCACUGUUCAUCAGUUAUCUUAAGGAUAUAUUAUCUCAUCUGACCAACUCUGUGUGCAUCUACCAAUUUACCUGCUCAUAUGGAGUUAGGUAUAUAUGUCGUUUGAUGCGUACUUUACCCAACAGAAUUCAAGAACAUUACCCGGCUUAUUAAGAAACGGCUUAAUAAGAAGCUCAAUAAUCAGACACCUUGUAAACACAGGUCACCCAAUCAAAGAGGAC